This is a messenger RNA of Centropristis striata (black sea bass), 1414 nucleotides long. RefSeq names its product zinc finger protein 213-like. Gene Ontology annotation, biological process: regulation of transcription by RNA polymerase II. The transcript is spliced from 3 exons. Gene Ontology annotation, molecular function: DNA-binding transcription factor activity, RNA polymerase II-specific; RNA polymerase II cis-regulatory region sequence-specific DNA binding. Bases 1 to 1110 code for a protein of 369 amino acids. The record is from RefSeq and is a predicted model, not a curated record. NCBI's taxonomy places the organism in Eukaryota, Metazoa, Chordata, Actinopteri, Perciformes, Serranidae.
AUGGACUCCAGACCCUUUCGCAGGACCAGUCAGCAGGGAGAGCAGCUUCAGGGGCUGGAGGAGGCUGAUAUCACCAAGUUCACAUUCACUCCUGUCCCUGUGAAGAGUGAAGAAGAUGAAGAGAAACCUCAGUCCUCACAGCUUCAUCAAACAGACUCUUCUGAACCUGAGACUGAUGACAGUGGUGAUUGGAAGGAGACCAGAGAACCUCAGUCAGACGCCCAGCAGCUGUUGGUGGUUAAAGAGGAGUUUCCCUCCGAGCAACAGGAGAGGAGCUCAACUCUGGACCAGGAGGACCCAGAGCCCCCACACAUUAAAGAAGAACAGGAGAGUGACACCACUCACCUCCCAAAGAUCCACAGAGGGAAUCAUGACGCAGAGGAAGAGUUCAUAGAAGGAGGAAGUCUGAGCCAAGACACGGUGGUCCAAACGGUGCUACAGCCAGAGCCCCUACACAUUAAAGAGGAACAGGAGGAACCUCGGACCAGUCAGGAGGGAGAGCAGCUUCAGGGGCUGGAGGAGGCUGAUAUCAUCAAGUUCACAUUCACUCCUAUCCCUGUGAAGAGUGAAGAAGAUGAAGAGAAACCUCAGUCCUCACAGCUUCAUCAAACACAGACUGAACAGAUGGAAACAGAAGAUGAUGGAGAGGACUGUGGAGGACCAGAACCAGACAGGAACUCUUAUCCAGAGCCACAUUUACAACCUGAUACUGGUGACGAGCCUGCAGACCAAAAAGAUGGCGGCCCUGUCAGAGAUUCCAGAUUUAGUGCUGGUGAGAAACGAUUUAGCUGCUCUGAGUGUGGGAAAAGAUUUGGCUACAAGUGCUAUCUGAAGAGACACAUGAGACUCCACACAGGAGAGAAACCUUUCAGCUGCUCAGUUUGUAAGAAAACUUUUACACGGAGUGGACAUUUAAAGUCACACAUGAGACUCCACACAGGAGAGAAACUUUUCAGCUGCUCAGUUUGUAAGAAAACUUUUACACGGAGUGGACAUUUAAAUGCACACAUGAGACUCCACACAGGAGAGAAACCUUUCGGCUGCUCAGUGUGUGCUAAAUCUUUUGCACAAAGUGAGUACUUAAAGAAACACAUGAGAGUCCACACUUGAGAGAAAACUUUCAUAAAUGUGCUGGCCACUCAUCCUCAAAGUUUCAUCAAACUGAGGAGAACAAAGAGGCAGAGCCUCCAGCCAGCAGCCCACAAGAAGAGAUGCAAACCUCUUUUUCAAUCUUUUUGAAGGACUCGAUAAACUAUUUCAAGUCUUUUUUCAAUGCUUCAAAGCUUGUAGUCACUUUUAUAAAUAUUUAUUCUGUGUCUAUGAAAUUUACCUACAAUAUAAUUAAACAACACUUUCUUCUCCAUGAUGUGAUAUGAUAUUCAUUUCCUUUCUGUUCAUUUUUGUUUUGUUUUAC